Messenger RNA from Ostertagia ostertagi, 1461 nucleotides. The record is from the annotation of a GenBank genome assembly. Lineage: Eukaryota; Metazoa; Nematoda; Chromadorea; Rhabditida; Trichostrongylidae.
AUGUCAACCGAGGCCAUCGGGGCGACGAGGGCUACGGCGACGACCAACGCGACGUCCACGAUCGACUGUAUCUACGAGAAACUCAUGCAGAAGGAUCGUGAUCUCGAGAUCGCCGCCAAGAUCGGCCAGUCGCUGCUCGAGCAGAAUCGAGACCUGCAGCAGCGGACCGAGUUCCUCGAGGAAAGCUUAGCGAAAAGCUCUGAGGAAAUGGUUCAAAUGAAGCAUGAACUUGACCGAAAGGCCGAAUUGCUCCGAGUCUACUGCCGUUAUGACGAUGAUGGCUUCACCCGGGAGACGACCGAUGAUUCUCUGAAAAAGCGCUUGGAAAAAACCAAGUUAGAGAAUAUUAAGCUCAGACACGAUGUGUUCUCAAUGAAGAAAGGAAAUGGAGGCACAAAUCGAACGCGAUCGAAGUCGAUACGAAGAGGUGUCACGGCAAUCGUCUCACUGCAUGCGCAAGUUGUCGAAAGAGGCGAGGAUUACGCUGCACAGUCUGUAGUGGUCGAAAAACUGCUGCGGGAAAUUUCCCUCAAAAGCAGUCGUGAGCGCGAGCUGACAGCCGAGAACGCCGAUUUGAGUCGACAGGUUGAUGAAGCGUUACAUAGGCAGAAUGAGCUUGGCAUGCAGAUGAAAGAACUGCAGGACCGCUACGCAGAAUUGAGUUGCUUGUUCUCUGAUGCCGAAGAGGAGCUGUGCCGAUUUCGAUCAGCUCCACCGAUGCGGUCCGGCUCAGUGGAUUCGCUUUAUGAUUCGCUCGCCUCCGAGUUGGAGAACAGUGACAGCGGAUUCUCAACAACACCGGCCAUGAGUGCCCGAGCUGGACAAGCGCUAUCGCUGCGACUCGAGCUGCAACGAACGUCAGAAAUGAUGGAGAUUUCAUCGCCAUCUAAAGAAGAGUUCGAUGUACCCUCGAGCGUUCUGGCCGAGGUUGUUCGUAAGAAGAUCUCCAUUGAGCCUGUCGCACCGCCACAGACGCCGUUGAGCGAAGUGGCGCCCACACCCGAAACACCUAGACGACGGGCUGAACUUACUCGGAAGCUCACUUGCGAUGUUAGCACUUCCUGUUCCGAACUGGCUGGGCCGUCACUCAGUCCUCUCGCUACCUCAACUCCUGAGAGAUCAAUGGUCUCAAACGAGGGCAUUCUACAACUGUCAGAGCCUCGCUCAACUUGUUGCACACCAAUCACCCCUCCGGCUAGAAUGUACCCCUCGUUCUUCUCACCUCACUUUCGAGGAUCACUCCGCUUACCUACAAGGGUGACACCCCUCCCGCGGCCACUGACAAAGUGUCCAUCAGACGACUCACUCGAUGACUAUGUGGCACCGAAAAUGGGUGAACCCGGCGUGCCGGGAACUCGUGACCUCAUCGUUUCGCUGAAAAUGCUGAGAGCACGUCGAAAGGUAAAUUUAACUCUUGUGAGUUGUGAGCGUGUCUUUCGUUGUUGGUGUGUCCGGAAAGUG